AUGGCCCCUCGCGCUCCGUUCAAUGUCCCCCAUGUACCCGUGCUUCACCUAAACUCUACUGCAUUCAGCGCUUUGAGCUGCAAACCACCAAAACACCACAGUAUCGUCUCCCCAGAGACAGAAAUUUUGACGCCCUCCAGCGACGUCGCCCUCAACACCGACACCCCAAAAUCAAUCAACAACAACCUUUUUCAUCGUCAAAAACCUGUGCAUUCAUCUCAGGCGACUUCAAAUUAUUUCUUGCAACGUCCGUUUCACCCCAAAACGGAUGUCGCGGCCGUCGAUGCUAUGACUGAGGUCGGAGCCGCCGAUCUAUCAAGGCUGCUUCAAUCAAAGCGCAAUGAGUGCAGUUCAAUUGUGACGUCGCGGAAGCGAAAGCUUCGCGAACUGUUCGUUGUUGCGACACAGUCCGAGGGUCUGCCGCACCCAGUCUUGACCAACCCAGACGCGCCGACCACAACACCAGCCGAAUGGCAAUUCUUGCAAGCCAACGAUAUCAACCAAAGCAAGACGCUCAAUGAAGCCAGCAUCCCCACGAGGCCAACCUUCUCGCUAGAAGUGCUCAAGAAAUCUCUGGCAAAGUCGAUAUUCAUUGCGAAUGAAUCUGUGCCGAAGCAAACGCCGGAGAAUUCAAAUAAAUCCCAUGUAACGGAUGCGCAGGACGACCAACAGUCUAACAAGGCACCUUUAUCUACAAAACCCGAUGCUGCUGCUACUUCAACAAGACCUAACACACCCGAGACUUCAACAGAGUCAGCUACAACCGCCAAUCUCGUUCCUCCACCCGCCAAGAACACCCAAGCUGUACUUCCACCUGCCGAUGCGAUUGAAAAGCCGAUACCAACAACCUCUCCAGAUGUUCCUGCAUCCACUGGCGCCAAUGCGAAUCCGAUAACGAACGGAGAGGACCGUGUCGAUCCAAAUGAAGUCGCAUCGGCACCGCGCCAACCUCAAGUCACCUUUGAAACAGGAACAAAGGGCGACCAUGUUGAGACUGGAACAUCGUCAGUGAAGUCUGGUCAGGGGGUCGGGGAUUCUGCUGUAACCACAAGUGUUCCCUCAACAGUUAAGCCCUCUGCCGACGCUACUCGUUCCGCCGACGCUUUAUCUUCGCCUGGUUCAACGGCCCAAAGUGCGACUACACCUGCGGUACAUGAUGAUGCUUCUACAGAUACAAGUCCGGAGCAUGAGGGGCCACAGUAUGUCGAGCCAGCAGAACAGGAAAAUAUUGAGGAUGGUACCCGUGAGAGAGGCACAGACAAAUACCAUCAGAGUCAUCAAGGCGAUGAUAUUCGAGCUCCUUCAACCAAAGACCUGGAAGACCGUGUAUUGGAAGCACCCCCUGACUCUGCCGAAGCCCAGCUUCUCCAAGAAUCUAUCCGAUCGAAUGUCGCAGCAGAGAAAGAGGCAGCACUGAACUCGGCGAGCACUAGCCAGGAGGCAGACACUGCUAUACCAGCGCCAGUGUCCGAAGAUGUUAACAUGUCGGAUGUUGACGACAGGGUUGUCAAGGCUGCGCCCACGGUUGGAGGAAAGGUUGAGGAGAAGCAUGCCCAACAGAUACUCGAUACUGAUGCGAAAUCCGCUUUAGCAACUGGUGCACCUGCAGAAAUUUCAGGUAGUAAGGAAAUUCCAGACAGCCAAGAAGAGGCCCCUGAACAGAUGGAUGUGGAUGCGCCCGAGCCUAAAGCAAGUACUGAAAGUCAAAUCGGAGCGCCCAUAUCACCUGAGAAGUUGGAUGCAGCCGACAGCGGUCCGUCCUCGCCUACACCUGCGCAUAUAACUGAGGUCGCUGCACCCCCCGAGCCUGUUCGUCAAGAUUCACCGCCCAAAGUUGAGCGCGCUGUCACUAGAGUUUCGUCUGGGGCAAUGCGUCCAAAGUCUGUCAGUGAAAUUGUUGGCGUGACCCCUCGCCAAACCCCGACGUUGGAACACAUUUCUACCAAUAAGAGCAUAAACCAUCAGCUGACUCCUUUAACUUCUACUCCCAAAUCACCAACCCUGAGGCACCGUCACAUUUCCGCUCAUCAAAGACAGACAUCUCGCAGUCAGCCCUCGACGGUUGUGUUUGGUAAGCAGUCCAAGAAGGGCGAAGAAAAGUCGAUGGUGACCAGCCAACAUGACACGAUUCUUCCGACCGAAGACUACUACACCCCUCUUUUUGUUCAGGGCUUUGCUGGCAGUUCAUCAUGGAUGCAGCCGAUCGAGAAAAUCUUGUAUACUGCCAACAAGACCGUUACAACGCCGGAUGCCAACCUGGCCAUCCAAGACCACCAAGCAUGCAAAGUUUUGAGGCGCGUCUACCAUCUUCAGCAGCACGAUAAAUGGUCUCUGCGGCAACCCAAACGUUGCCCUGAGCCCACCCGGCCCCCGUCUCACUGGGACGUUGUGCUUCAAGAAAUGAAAUGGAUGCGAACAGAUUUCCGAGAGGAGCGAAAAUGGAAGAGAGCUGUAGCCAAGAAUCUUGCAUAUGCUUGUGCAGAAUGGCAUGAAGCUACCCCUGAAGAGCGGAAGACACUGCAAGUUCAAGCUGUUAUACCCCCCAAGAUGAAGCCGGCAAGCGAUGUCGCCAUGGUUGACGUCGAGGGCGCAAACCAUCUAACUCCCGAUCUCGUUUCUGGCGAAGAUGUCGAAUCUAUCGAUAAUCUCGAUGACCUGAUCGAAGAAUUUCCAGAGACAAUAGCGCCAUCCGCCAUAUUCAACCUUCAAGACGAAGAUGUCGUUUUUGGUCUACGCCGAACUGCCGCUGCAGACCAGCUUUUGGAAGAGCUCCCAAUGUUUGGAGCACCUCUUCAGGUCCCCAAGUUCGAUCUUACAGGCCCCGAAUGGGAUCCCGACGCUCAUUGGCGACGACCAGCUCUGCCCUUGAGCAAGUACGUCGAGGGCCACAUGAAGUUGGUUUCAGAUGGCCCACCGAGAAAGCGCAGUCGAUAUAAUUAUCAGAACGAAGAUUCUGACGACGAAGGCGAGGCUGGUUUUGUGAGCAGCGAUUCUACACCCAGCCUUCCCCUACCAUCAGCCACCGACGAGGUUGCUUUGUUUAACCCUGAGAUGAAGCACAUUCGCGAUCGUUUGUAUGUUGGCCAUCAAUUCCGGCCACCUUCGGAAUACCCCAUGCCCUCUCAAAGUUUCUUCGAAUGUCGCAGCCCAUCACAAUGGACCAUUGCCGAGGACGACGAACUUCGAAGCCUUGUCCGGGAACAUUCUUAUAAUUGGUCUCUCAUUUCUAGUAUACUUGCACCCAGAUCCAUUUUCAACUCUGGUGCGGAGAGACGCACUCCUUGGGAAUGCUUUGAGAGGUGGAUCAAUCUGGAAGGACUGCCAGCGGACAUGUCUAAGACGCAGUACUUCAAAGCCUAUAUGGGCCGUAUUAAUACAGCCCAGAACAUGAUUAACAUGCAGAACCAGGCGAUGGCACAGCAGCAGGUUAACCAAGCCAACGGAGCAGUCACUCCUGGGCGACGAAGGCAUCAAUCCAUUCCCUUCAGAGUAGAGAGGCGACGCAAUCAGAAGCAUCUCACAAUGCUUGAUGCCAUGCGGAAGCUGGCAAAGAAACGGGAGACCACAGCACAGAAGCAGCAACACACGGCAUCGCAGAAUGCUGCCAACAAAAAGACUAAUGAGUCCGCAUCGCAACGCCCAACGAAAACACCAGGAGAAUACAGCAGGCUACGCUACGAAAGAGAUCAAGCUCUGGCAGAAAAGAUGGCGCAAUUCGCGUCAAGGCAAGAGGCUCAAAGACGA
Messenger RNA from Fusarium pseudograminearum CS3096, 3744 nucleotides. RefSeq lists its product as uncharacterized. The annotation marks the transcript as partial. The record is from RefSeq and is a predicted model, not a curated record. Lineage: Eukaryota; Fungi; Ascomycota; Sordariomycetes; Hypocreales; Nectriaceae. The transcript has 4 exons.